Vigna unguiculata (cowpea) is the source of this 441-nucleotide messenger RNA. The record is from RefSeq and is a predicted model, not a curated record. Lineage: Eukaryota; Viridiplantae; Streptophyta; Magnoliopsida; Fabales; Fabaceae.
AUGAAAAACAAAAAAGAUAGGAGAAGGUGCAAGGGUGCACAAGUGGUAGAAGGGCAAGCUAAGGAGGCCAAGAAGAAAGACAUCAUGAUCUCUUACAAAGGAGUGAAAAAGUUAAUGCUUGCCCACAAGAGUGUGUUUGUAGCUUAUUUUAGUGGGUUUUCUCCAUCCAUUCAUAGUCUAACCUCUAGUUGUGCUCUAGACUUGUCUUUAGUCUUAUAUGAGUUCCAAGAUGGUUUUCAAGAUCCUCCCAAGGGGCUUCAACCUCUAAAAGGUAUUGAACACCAAAUUGAUUUCAUUCAAGGAUUUUCUUUGCCUAAUAGACCAGCAUAUAGGACCAACCCCGAGGAAUCUAAAGAGAUCAAAAAGCAAACGGGAAUGGAAAAAGGGUGGGUGCAACAUAGCACAAGUCCUUAUGUCAUGCCUGUGAUUCUUGUUCCUUAA